AGGGCACCCACCUGGCCCCUGUGGGCUGGCCCCCUCCGUCCCAGGGGGCUGGGCCAGAGCUCUGCAGGACCCUGGCUUCAGUAAUCACUGUGGGCGGGCCCCUGGCCUUUUCCAGCCCUGGGGGCCUCCCCCUGCAUUCUGGAGUUUGGAGUUGUCGCUGCUGCUGCCAAGGCUGCUGCCUCUGACCGUUCACUGCUGGCUAGCUCUAGCUGCCGCUCCUCUCUGCUGGCCAUGACCACCGAGCCGCUCAGGACCCUGGCCCAGCUCUGAGACCUGGGACCUUCAGUCACCUCCCCUGGGUCAUGGCCAACUCGGGCCUCCAGCUCCUGGGCUACUUCCUGGCCCUGGGUGGCUGGGUGGGCAUCAUUGCCAGCACGGCCCUGCCACAAUGGAAGCAGUCUUCUUACGCGGGCGAUGCCAUCAUCACGGCCGUGGGCCUCUAUGAAGGGCUGUGGAUGUCCUGCGCCUCGCAGAGCACCGGUCAGGUGCAGUGCAAGCUCUACGACUCGCUGCUCGCCCUGGAUGGUCACAUCCAGUCGGCACGGGCCCUGAUGGUGGUGGCUGUGCUCCUGGGCUUUGUGGCCAUGGUCCUCAGUGUUGUCGGCAUGAAGUGCACGCGGGUUGGAGACAGCAACCCCAUUGCCAAGGACCGUGUGGCCAUCGCUGGGGGUGCCUUCUUCCUCCUGGCAGGCCUCUGCACCCUGACAGCUGUCUCAUGGUACGCCACCCUGGUGACCCAGGAGUUCUUUAACCCCAGCACACCUGUCAACGCCAGGUAUGAAUUUGGCCCGGCCCUGUUCGUGGGCUGGGCCGCAGCUGGCCUGGCCAUGCUGGGAGGCUCUUUCCUCUGCUGCACGUGCCCAGAGCCCGAGCGGACAAACAACAGCCCACAGCCCUACCGGCCGGGCCCCUCGGCGGCUGCCCGAGAGUACGUCUGAGUGUGCCUGCCCUGUUGCCCUCCUGCCCUGCACUCCAGCCAGCUGCUACCAUACCUAGGGUGGGGCCGGUAGGGUGCAGAAUGUCCCCCAGCUCAGGCCAGGGCUCUGGGCACCCACCCUGCAAUCUGAGACCCAAAUCCAAAUGUUCAGAGAGGGGGCUGAGGCAGGGCCCAACCCACUCACAUGCACAGGACCCCAGCCUGCCCGUGCAGCCUCAUGGGCAUAUUGUGGACAACAGCAGUUGGGUCGGCUGGCCCCUUUGUCUGCCCCCUGAAGGGUUACUGUGUGCUGGGCC
This is a messenger RNA of Ochotona princeps (American pika), 1233 nucleotides long. RefSeq names its product claudin 19 (gene CLDN19). Gene Ontology annotation, biological process: cell adhesion; bicellular tight junction assembly. Gene Ontology annotation, cellular component: plasma membrane; bicellular tight junction. Gene Ontology annotation, molecular function: structural molecule activity. The transcript is spliced from 4 exons. Lineage: Eukaryota; Metazoa; Chordata; Mammalia; Lagomorpha; Ochotonidae. The record is from RefSeq and is a predicted model, not a curated record. The coding region runs from base 303 to 938 and encodes 211 amino acids.